AUGUCUUUCUUUAAAAAUCUUCUUUUUGGAGGCUAUAAGACUAGUGAAGAUCCUACCGGACUUUCAACUACAGCUGAUGAGUCGAAUAUGUCUGAAAGUAAAGCUGAACCAGUCGUGGAAGGGAAGUUUUUCCCCCGUACUCUUUAUAAAUUCAACGGUCAUGAUAAUGAGAAGAUCUUUCUAGCAGUCAAGGGCAAAGUGUUCGAUUGUACACAAGGCAGACAGUUCUACGGCCCCAGUGGCCCGUACUCGAACUUCGCCGGCCACGACGCUUCUAGAGGAUUGGCGUUGAAUUCGUUCGACCUCGAUAUGGUGAGAGACUGGGACCAGCCUAUGGAUGAUCUGAAGGACUUGACUGCCGAGCAGCGAGAAGUGCUGGAUGGGUGGGCAGAACACUUUGAGAAGAAAUAUCCCUGCGUAGGGACUUUGGUUCCGGAACCAGGGGUCAAUGAGCAGUCGAGAUAG
Messenger RNA from Torulaspora globosa, 465 nucleotides. It is a transcript of the gene DAP1, whose product is annotated as Dap1p. Lineage: Eukaryota; Fungi; Ascomycota; Saccharomycetes; Saccharomycetales; Saccharomycetaceae. Gene Ontology annotation, cellular component: membrane; endomembrane system. The coding region runs from base 1 to 465 and encodes 154 amino acids. The record is from RefSeq and is a predicted model, not a curated record. The transcript has a single exon.